Molecule: messenger RNA, 1512 nt
Organism: Ilex paraguariensis (yerba mate)
Lineage: Eukaryota; Viridiplantae; Streptophyta; Magnoliopsida; Aquifoliales; Aquifoliaceae
Source: the annotation of a GenBank genome assembly
AUGGUAGAUUCUCUUCUCAAAGCUUUGUCAAUGGAAAACCAUCACCCAUCCACCCUCUUGUCAAUGGAUUCAAGUACCUCAUCGUCCCACGACGAAUUAGACCUUGAGUUGAACCGCCAGAUUCUCCUAACCCUUCCUCCUGAUAUCAAUUUACCCUUGUCAGCUGAGCGUAGCCCUCCUCCCCAGUCGUGGAAUUCGGAACCCUGUGAUAUUCUUGAUGUUGGCCUUGCAUCCCAAGUGUAUGAGACUGAAACUUUUCAUAGUGUCCCAAAGGUAGGAAGGAAAGGUGUGAAAAGGGUAGAUAGCAUAUGGGGUGCUUGGUUUUUCUUUAGCUUUUACUUUAAGCCUGUUUUGAAUGAGAAAUCAAAGGCAAAGAUUAUAAGGGACAGCAAUGGAGUUUCUGGAUUUGAUAAAUCUGAUCUCCAGCUUGAUACAUUCAUGGUUCAGCAUGACAUGGAGAAUAUGUACAUGUGGGUUUUCAAGGAAAGGCCCGAGAAUGCGUUGGGUAAGAUGCAACUCAGGAGUUACAUGAAUGGGCAUUCUCGUCAAGGAGAGCGUCCCUUUCCAUUUAGUGUUGAUAAGGGUUUUGUCCGAUCUCAUAGAAUGCAACGGAAGCACUACAGGGGCCUCUCAAACCCACAGUGCGUUCAUGGGAUUGAAGUUGUUCCAUCCCCCAAUCUCAUGGGUCUUGAAGAAGAUGAGCGCAAAAGGUGGAUGGAACUUACAGGGAAGGAUCUGAACUUCACAGUUUUACCAGAAGCUGGUGAUUUUAGUUCGUGGAGAAACCUUCCUAACACUGAGUUUGAACUUGAGAGGCCACCGCCUCCAAUAAAGAGUCACCCACAUGGCAACUCAAAGAAAUUGCUUAAUGGUUCUGUGCUGAAUCUGUCAACUCAGCCAUCUAACCACAGCAAUGGGGAUGCAAUGGAACUAUCACCUCCCAACAACAAGAGGAGGAAGGACUUUUUCCCACAUGGAAAUGAUGAUGAUUGCUAUUUGGCGGUUACUACCACUUCUGAUCGAGUUCCAGAUUUGGAAAUCCACCCCAAUGAUCCUCACUGGUUGAAUGAGUUUAGUGGGGUAAUGAGGAAUGUUUAUGGACCUGUCACAGCUGCAAAGACUAUAUAUGAGGAUGAAGACGGUUAUUUGCUCAUUAUUAGUUUGCCCUUCGUCGAUCUUCAAAGGGUAAAAGUUUCCUGGAGGAACACACUCACACAUGGGAUCAUAAAGAUAUCUUGCCUGAGCACAUCUCGUACGCCAUUCAUCAAGAGACAUGACAGGACAUUCAAGCUUACAGAUCCAUUGUCAGAACACUGCCCUCAAGGGGAAUUUGUCAGAGAAAUCCCACUUUCAACCCGGAUUCCUGAAGACGCCCAUAUAGAAGCAUAUUAUGACGGACCUGGAACAGCGCUUGAGAUUUUGGUGCCAAAACUCCGUGAGGGGCCAGAAGAACAUGAGGUUCGUGUUUGCCUUCGAUCUCACCUUGGAGGUAAUGAUCUUAUGUUGACCUGA